GUGGACAUUGUGGCGGCAUCAUCGCGAGGUCUGUCUGACCAUUUUAUCAAUAAGACGCAAAAGAGUGCCAGAUCGCCUGGCAACUGUCCGCGAUUGAUUAAUCAAUGGAGGACACAGACUCAAAGGUCGAAACACAGCAGGAAUAUCCCACAGAGCAAACACAGGCAGGGGACGGCAUCAGCGCGAAAGCAUGUCUCUAUACAACCAGCAACACUGCAUCAAAUCAGUGCACCAGACACUAGCGCUCCGUGCAGUCUGAAAGGAAAAUCUAGAAAAAGCACUUAUCUUGUAUCGACGCCAAGCAAUGAUUGA
Paraglomus brasilianum is the source of this 312-nucleotide messenger RNA. The record is from the annotation of a GenBank genome assembly. NCBI's taxonomy places the organism in Eukaryota, Fungi, Glomeromycota, Glomeromycetes, Paraglomerales, Paraglomeraceae.